AUGAGUUCGCGGCUGCUUGGGUCGAGGUCACGAGACACCUCCAACGGCUACGGCAUUGUGUACAGAUCGCGCAACACACGAAGAGAUACACGUCAUUCAUUAUUCGAUGUACGUGCUCCAGCGUUGUCCAUCUUGUCUAGAGCAGAGGGUCUGACAGAUAUUUACGCCAAGACCAAGCAGCAGCAGUUACGUACCCUGGGUAAGGUGGGGUCGGCUGGAGGAACACCCGUCGACAAGGUUGGGCAGGAAACAGUGUUUUCAAAGAAACCCAGGACAACCCCUACCAUUUUGACUGGUGGUUUAAGGGUUAUAAAUACCGGUACUCGGUCUGAUCUAGAGAUUUCUGGUGCUGCUGUACAGAACAUCCACGACUUCCGGUCUGGUCUAGACAUCACAGAUAGUUUUGUACAGAACGUCCACGACCUCCGGUCUGGUCUAGACGUCAUAGAUAGGUCUGUACAGGCCAUUCACAGCUUUGAGCCUGGUGCAGCCGUCACAGAUUGUUCUGUACAGACCAUCCACAGCGUUGAACCUGGGGCAGACGUCACACAUAGAUAUGUACAGACCAUCCACAGCGUUGAACCUGGGGCAGACGUCACAGAUAGUUCUGUACAGGCCAUCCACAGCAUUGAACCUGGGGCAGACGUCACAGAUAAUUCUGUACAGACCAUCCACAGCAUUGAACCUGGGGCAGACGUCACAAAUAUUUCUGUACAGACUAUAAAUAGCUUCCUUUCUGGUGUGGACGUCUCAAAUACCUGUAGUUCUGAACAGACCAUCUACAGUUUUCAGUCUGAUCUGCCACAACGAUUUGAUCAUAACUCCAAUAAACCUGUGCUCGACGUUUCACGGACACGGCAGACUAAUGGAGAUAUAUUGAAGAUAUCUUCGAUUGCAACAGCAAGGCAAACGGCAUUGGUAGAUGCGGACUUGGCGAGUACUUCUUGGAUACAUCAUAGCAGAAGAGCUCUUCACAACUCACUAAGACCCUGUGGCUGCAACACAUCAGGCCAGGAAAGACACUGCUACAACAAAGAGAAGCCUUUCACAUCGCAGUUUGUGUUCAAGAAGUUGUUUGGUCCAGAUUUCCGUGUAGCUAAGCACUACUGGCAUAUCGAACCUCCUGUCCUUCCACCACCAUGUGUAAAAUACAAAGGCAAAUGUGAUGUAUUUCUAAACCAUAUUAUAGGUCGGGGAACGUUUGCAGAGAUUGCCAUAGCAACACUGCACGUAGACAGACAGUGGAGGUACGUUGUGCUCAAGGAACACUACACUGACAUGGUUUCAAAGGACCAUGUGUUCCGUGAGGCAAAGAUGACUAUGUACUUGGAACCUACUGGUUGUGUACCAGUAUGUUAUGGCCUAAUUCAGGACGGAAUUGGUAGUCAUAGUGUUGUCCUGGAACUCGUCGGAACAGGCUCCACCUUGAGCGAUGUUCUGGGAAAGGAAACCCUGUUGAAGCAACAUUGGCUGAGCAUUGCAUGGCAGCUGGCAGAGGGCCUGAGUAAGAUCCACGAGAUGGACAUUCUGAUCAACGACGUCAAGCCGGACAACGUGUUGGUGGAUCUGUCCAGCCCAGUCCCUGUCGUGAAGUACUGCGACUUUGGAUGUGGGUCCUAUAGGUAUGGCAUUGUAUUCACGGAUCCGGACAUGGAACAGUUUGUCCACCUAGCUCCUGAAGUUCGUGCGGCUGGUCAGACAUCAAAGGCUAACGACGUGUACGGUUUAGGGAGAAUGUUGGGACAGAUUGUUGAUGUGUCUGGGAUUUCGGCAAUAGUAACACCGUGUCAGAGAUGUAUGGAUGACAACCCUGAUCUCCGGAUCUCAGCUGGGGAGGCAAGUGCGUGGCUGAAUGCUGUUCACAAAGAAGUGGAAGACACGUCAGAUCCAUACGUCUCCAGCGGCUACGGGUCGGCGUCAUCUUCCUCCUACACCUCUCAGUCAGAGCACCCUACAGGUCGUAACUGUUCGAAUCCAAGUGACACGCGGCAUCAGAUUAAUGUGUCAAGUCUAAAUAUUCUUAUCCUACUAAUCCUCAUGAUAGUCAUGGCAUUGCAUCCGUGGGUUAUUGGUCCCUGCUGUUACUAUAAGUGCUGCAUAUAGUUCCUUCCUAGGGGAACGGGGGCGGUGGGGUAGCCUAGUGGUUAAAGUGUUCUCUCGUCA
This is a messenger RNA of Haliotis rubra (blacklip abalone), 2163 nucleotides long. RefSeq lists its product as uncharacterized. The transcript has 3 exons. The record is from RefSeq and is a predicted model, not a curated record. NCBI's taxonomy places the organism in Eukaryota, Metazoa, Mollusca, Gastropoda, Lepetellida, Haliotidae. Gene Ontology annotation, cellular component: cytoplasm. Bases 1 to 2103 code for a protein of 700 amino acids. Gene Ontology annotation, biological process: signal transduction; protein phosphorylation. Gene Ontology annotation, molecular function: ATP binding; protein kinase activity.